Mytilus californianus (California mussel) is the source of this 12378-nucleotide messenger RNA. RefSeq names its product low density lipoprotein receptor adapter protein 1-B-like. Lineage: Eukaryota; Metazoa; Mollusca; Bivalvia; Mytilida; Mytilidae. The transcript has 9 exons. Bases 3157 to 4074 code for a protein of 305 amino acids. The record is from RefSeq and is a predicted model, not a curated record.
CUGGUGCACAUGCACAUUUGAAACAAGGAAUAUUAUUCUAAUGACGGCAAGUUUUGUUUUAUUGUUAAUUUUCAAGAUAUUUUUCAAAUAUCUUUUUAUUUUACAAGUUGUACAUUUCAUUGGAAAAAGUACGUAAAUUUACUUUUGAGCUACAAACGGCAUCGUUAUUUAAUUUGACUUAUUAAAUGUUUUCCAGUAGGCCUUUAUAAGUGGGCAUUUUUAAGCGAUAACAUUUAUGUAUUAAUUAAAAAACAAAAACACUAUACGAAAUUUAUUUUCCUAAUUUUUUUGUAGGGUUGUUUAAUGGUUUUCAUUUAAAAUUAUAUCUAUACAAAUUCUUGAUAGGCGACAAAACACGGUUUUAAUGAUUAUUACAAUACACUAAAGACAGCAUAUAAAUAUUACAAAUAGAUUUUUCUUUUGAUUUAUUUUUCAGUUUUCUAAAUAGAUAAGAGACAGGUAUCUUUCAUGCAUAAAAUAGGGUGGAGCUUCAGCCAUGGAAUAACAUCAACGUGAACAUGUUGUACCAUAGAAUAUCUCCACCUACUUAAUUUCCUCUUAGAUUCUAGUCGGAUUUCAUGUUUAGUUAUCCAAGUAAUAUGAAGCAUCAAAUUGCAGAUAAUAGACCCUGGUUUUCCCCAAAACAAACUCAAAGUUUAAAGCUAAUUAGUUCUUAAAAACAUCAAAAGAAAAAUGCAAUCUAUAUUACAGCUGGUUGUAUAUCAAUUGAAGCAUUUUAUGAAAAGCUUAUAAAUGCUAAAAUAUCAGAUAUAUACGACAACAGCAAACUCACUAUUUAUAAACAUGUAAAACUAAAUAAUACAGAAGAAAAAUAUUUAACUUGCUCACAAUUUGAAUAUUAAAAACUGAUAACAACAUUUAGAAUAAGUGACCACAAUGUAUCAAGAGAAAAGGGAAGAUAUGUUAAAAAGCCAAAAGAUUAUGCAAAAACUGCAAAAAAAUGAGGAUGAAAUUCAUUUAUUUUAUAUUGUGAUAUUAACAGUAAUAUAAGAAUUUUAUUUUUUUAUUUUUUGGUAAAGCAUGUAAAGAGAGCACACACUCUAUAGAUUUAAAUGAUAGAGAUAAAAUCACAUAUAUCCUCAACUCAAGAUCACACAUGCAGGUUAAUAAGCAUGGAUCCUUUUUAAAACAGUCUAUAUAUAGAAGUGAGGACAUGGGGCUCUUGAAAUGUGUACUUUCAUUAUAAAAUUGAGAAUGGAAACAGGGAAUGUGUUAAAGAGACAACAAUCCGACCGAAGAGCAGAAAACAGCCCAAGGCCUUCAACAAAGCGGGAAAACCCCGCACCCGGAGGCGGUCUUGAGCUGGGCCCUAAACAAAAAAUUAGUCAAUAAUGUAUACUAGUUAAGCAAAAAUGAACGUCACACUAAACUAUGACGCAUAAAAUGAACCAAAAUUAAAAAAACAUACAAGAUUAACAAAGGCCAGAGUUUCCUGACUUGGGACAGGCGCAAACAUGCGGCGGGGUAAAAACACAUUUUGUAAGUUCUCAACCCUCCCCUAUACCUCUAGCCAAUGUGGAAUAAACAAACACAUAGCUGAAUGCACACAGUAAAACCCAGUUCAAAAAAAAGUCCGAGACCUGUGUUAGAAUAGGUAACAGAGAAACGAAGCAAAAUGACAAUGAUUAACAUAAAUUAACAAAGGACUACUAGCAGUUACUGACAUGCCAGCUCCAGACAUCAAACUCAAAACUGAUCGAAAGAUUAUGUCUUUAUCAUAUGAAAAUCAAGCACAAUCCCUCCCGAUAGGAGUUUAGUAUCAAACCAUCAUAAACUAUACGAUUAUGUAUAUAAAUAAUCUUGUUGAUAUUAAUGUUUGUUUUUAUUUUGUUAUGUUGUGAACUGUUUGAUUUUGCUCAUAUCACGCAUCACCAACAAAAUCCAUAUUACGAAUGUUGUUGCAUAGACAUCGCUGCAAUUUGUAAUAAUAAGAUUUUUAUCUUAAGUUUCAGUCCUGUUUAAAAGCAGUUUAAGUACACUUCAUACAAUGGGUGCCAGUUGUUGAUUUUCACAGGAUGUGUGUUUGUGAAGAUUACGUUUAGAAAAUUAUGAGGAAAUUUACAUAUAAUUAUCUAAUAUGAUCUUAAGCUUUCUAACUGUAAAGAAUGAUGCACACUCCCGGGCCGACAAUUGACUUUAGAUUGAAUGUCUUAAAGUAAGAUUCUUAUUUUUACAUUGAUAAUAAAAUAGAUGAGCAGAUACUCCGACAAUUCAGGCAAUAAUUCCAUGAAACAUUAAAAAGGAAACUAGAUGAAGACAAGGAGAUACGGUGUAUAUGUCAAUGCGAUAGCAAUCCAAUAACAAAAACAAUCUCUUGGGACGUAAUUAAGAAUCAGUAGAGGCCACAUGUAUAAAAUGUAUAACGGCGAACUGUAAAGUAACAGACUCGGUAUUUAUUGUAUGAAAGUUUUAUCCGCCCUUAUAGAUAUGUAUGUGCGUGACGCCUAAACUACCUUAAAAUUGAAUUCUUUGUACGAUUUUUUAAUAGGCAGUGCUUAGUCAUCUUUAAGUUACUGAGUAUGUAACUCUUGAACCGGUGCGUUUUAGAUUGUAAGUGAUAAUGACUUUUAUUGUACAGUAAAUGAACAGCGGUGGAAAGGCGGGAGAGUGAUUUUUAACGUGUGAUAACUAAUUUUUAACUAAUGCAAAAUGUGAUGAAUCAAGUAGUGAAGCCAAAUAUCAAUUCCUGUGUAAAACGGGAUUGUUGAUAUUAUUGGUCACGGGUGGAACGGUUCUACAUACAUACAUCAUGACGUAUACGGUAUGGUUAUCGGGCCUAUAAAAGGGUGUAAAGGUCCAGAGAAGAAGAACACAGCUUUUAAGUUUAUCGUACCCCGUUUGAUAUAAUAUAUAGAUGAGUGGUUCGAUAUGUAAAAAAUAAUUGUUUGAGACAGGAAGCCUUCUAAUAGAACUUUCAGUACUUUUAUGGGAGUGGUUUGCAUAAUUUAUAUUCUGAAUCAGGUAAACGCUUUGCACAUGAUAUUUUCUCGUUUCAUUAAGCACCUUUAGAACUAAGACAAAUGGGGUGAUUUUGGUAACAACUCAUUCAUAAUUUUGAAGAGACUGAAUGUUUCACGCCUUAUUACACAAACAUUGCGGUUUCUUAAAUAAUUUUAGACUAUAGCUAAAAAGGCAAUGGAUAUGUUCAGAAAGAUAAAACCAAAGAACACAAAAAGUAUUGAAAAACACUUGGGACACGAAAAACUUGGAGAAGGUUGGAGUGAGAACAAAGAAGCUGUUACGGAUGGUUUAACAUUUCAUUUGAAAUACAUAGGAUCUACACUUAUUGAAGAAGCAGCUGAUGGACAGAGCUAUCGGGAUGGUCAGAGUGAAAAAGCUGUCAAUAAUAUUGUUGCCAUGGCAAAGACAGCUAAAAGUAAAUUAAGAAAAGUGACCCUGACAACUUCACCCGAGGGUAUGAAAGUUUUAGACAUGGCUUCUAAAGAAUUGUUGAUUGAAUGCAGUAUAUUUAGAAUAUCUUUCUGUUCUGCUGACAAGAAUCAUGAAAAAAUAUUUGCCUUUAUGGCAAGAAAUAGCAUUAAUGAAACCAUGGAGUGCCAUGCUUUUCUGUGUGCCAAGAGAAAAAUUGCACAAGCAGUUACAUUGACAGUGUCCAAAGCAUUUGAAUUGGCCAGUGAAAAAUGGAAUACUGAAAAUGAAAAUAAAAAUUCUAAUGAGACUGCACAGUCAAGAUUGGAAGAUAACAAUUUCAAUAAUUCAACAACUUACUCAAGUAAAAGAGAUGGAAAUAAUUCACCAAUACCAAAACUUCAGUCACCAAAAUCUGUAAACAGAUCGUCACCAACACCUAAACAGAGUAAAGAAUGGCUGAAAUUUGAAGAUGACAAUUUAGAUGAUGACUUUUCAAGGCUGGCAGAAAAUAGAAUUAGAAAAGUAGCUGAAGGGCCACCAAGACUGGAUAAGAUCCCAUCCUUCCAUACAAAUUUAAAAGAGGAAGAUAUGGAUGAUUCUAUUACAAAAUACCUAGACACAAAAACAUGUAACGAGGAAUUUUCUCGCCAAAGGUCAAUGGAAGAUCUACUUGUUAUAUAGCUGCCACCUGAUCUCACAAAAAAACCACACAGGGUGCUGUACAUUCAUCCAUAAUACAAGUGCUAUAGAUCUAACAGGUAACCAGUCAGGAAACCAAAUCAUGCCAUGUACUUUUAUUGCAGAUCUGACUUAGUACCAAAAGUAGGGUACGCAUGUAUCAGAUAAUGCCAUCCAAUUUUUAUCACAAGUGCUUUUUUGUUAUUAAGUUUUAGUGCUUUGCAUUUGUCUCUAUGAGAUGUAAAAAUGCACUUUUAAUGUUACUCAGAAAUUAUUUUUACAGUUUGGGUUAUGCAGGAUGUGAAUUUAAGGUGUUUUUUAUGAAAAUUGAAAGUCUUAUAGUCAUAAAUAGUGCCCUCUCAAAGAAAAUUUUUAUUCCUAAAACUCGCACACUUAAAAUUUGAAUAAAGUUAGUAAAAAAAUUUAAACUUAACUAGGUUCAUUUCCUCUUAUUGUUAUCUGAUUUAUAAUGGUCAAAACUUCAAAGGGAUAAUAAUAAUAAAGAAUGUAAAAGCCCUCAAACCUUGAAAUGAAUUCAGCUCUAGCAUUGUAAUUUGAUUAAUGCACAAGUGCCUGAAUAUAUAGAUACAAAGAAUUCAAAUUUAGAACUGUUAAAUAGCAGUUUAAUGAAUAAUAGAAAAAGUAUGUAAGAGCUGUCAAACCUUGAAAUAAAUCUGCAUCAUGCCUGGUAAUUUGAUUUUUAGGCAAGUGCCUAAAAAAGUGUGUAAGAGCAGUCAAUCCUUCAAAUGAGUUUGCAUCUAGCCUUGUCAUUUGACUUUUGGACAAGUCCCUAAAUACAUACAAAACAAACACACAGAAAAUUUGAAACUGUUGAAUAGCAGUGGACUAUGUACUAAAAAGGUAUGCAAGAGCCCUUAAACCUUGAGAUGAAUUUGCAUCUAGCGUGGUAAUUUUGAUUUUUUAGUUGUUUGAUUUAAAUAAUGUAUAUAUACAAGCAGAUAAAUUAUUGAAUUUACACUAUAAGUAAUUUUUUUUCCACAUCCUGUUCAGUAAAUGAAUUAUAAAUGUGCACAGAAAGUAGCCGAAAACCCAGAUGCACAAUCACACACAGUAAAAUUUGAAACUCUUGAAUAGUAGUCUAAUGAAUAAAAACAAAUGUAUAUAAGAGACGUCAGACCUUGAAAUGAAUUUGCAUUUAGUGCUGUGAUUUGAUUUGGGACAAGUUCCUGAAUGCAUACGUACAAAGAGAUUUACUUUGAAAAAAUAUGAGAAAGAGCUUUUAGAAAACUGAAGGAAAUAUAUCAUACAUACUUACAUAUUUUUUUGUCACCCUGUUCAGUUAAUUUAUUUUAAAGUGCACAGAAAAUAGCUUAACGCACACAUACUCAGAUAAUUUGAAACUGUUGAAUAGCAGUGAAAUGAAUAAUAAAAAAGUUUGUAAGAGCCUUCAAACCUUGAAAUGAAUUCACAUCAAGCGUAAUAAUUUGAAAAUUGUACAAGUCCUCAAAUACAUACAUACAUACAAAAAGAUUUAUGUUGAAAAAAGUUGUUCAAUGGAAUUGAGAUAGAGCUGUUUGAAAACUGACUUAUAUAUUGCAUACAUACAGACCAAUAAAUUAUAUUGUUGGCACUGGAAGUCAUUUUUUUCCUGUACAGUUAUUUAAUUAUAUAUGUUCACAGAAAGUAGCCUAAAACACACACAGUUUUGAAACAGUUUUAUAGUAGUCAAAUAUAUAAUUAAAAAGUAUGUAAACUUUCUCCCUAUGUUCAAAACCGAUUGGUGGCCUUGGGCUGUUUUGGUUGGAUUGUGUCUUUGAAACAUUCCCCGUUUCCAUUCUCUUUUCUAAGGUCCCUCAAACCUUUAAAUGAAUUUAUGUCUAGCGUUGUUAUUUGAUUGUUGUUCAAGUCCUCCCAAAUACAUAUAGAAAGAGAUGUAUUUGGAAAAAUUUUGGCCUCUGGAAGUGAGAUAGAGCUACUGUGGAUUUAUUAUUAGUCGUUAGAUACCAGUUUUCAUGGGUUUCGUGGGAACAGGAUAACCACAAAUUCAAAUGUUCAACGAAUAACAAAUUUUCUUUAGGCUGUGUAUGCAAAGUUUGGCAAAACCACAAAAUCAAACACUCAUGAAAAUUUAAGUUUUCCUCAAUCUACGAAAAUUGAUACCCACAAAAAUAAAUGAAUCCACAAUAUAUGAAAACUGACUGAUAUAUUGCAUACGUACUGAAUGAUGAAUUCUUGAAUGUUUUUGUUCAUCCUGAUCAGUUAAUGAUGCACACAGAAAGAAGUCUAAAGCACACAUACACAAAAUUUGAAAUUCUUGAAUAACUUUCAAAAAUUCUUUGUAAGAGCUGUCAAACCUUGAAAUAGAUUUGAAUCUAGUGUGGUAAUUUGAUUUCUGGGCAAGUUCCUGAGUACAUAAAUACAAAGAGAUUUAUGUUAACAAAAAAAGUUGGUUGCUGGAUGUAAGAGUCUUCAAACCUUGAAAUGAAUUCGCAUCAAGCGUGAUAAUUGGAUUUUUGUACAAGUCUUCAAAUACAUUUAAAAGUCUUGAAUAGCAGUCAAAUGAAAAUUAAAAGGUACGUUAGAGCCUUCAAACCUUGGAAGAAAUUUUCGUCUAUUGUAGAUAUUUUAUUUUAAGACAAGUCCCUGAAUACAUAUAUUCAUAGAGAUUUAUUUACACUGAAAAAAGUUUGUCAAAUGGAAGAGAGAUAGAGCUGUUUGAAAACUGGAUGAAAUAUUGCAUACAUACUGAUACAUAAAUUAUAUUAAAAGUAUGUAAGAGCUGACAAACCCUUCUAAAUAUUCGCAUCAACCAUGGUAAUUUGAUUUUUGGACAAGUCUCUGUAUACAUAAAUACAAAGAGUUUCAAGUUAAAAAAAAGUUGGCCACUGGAAAUAUAAAGAUGGAACUGUUAGAAAACUGAUUGAAAUAUUUCAUACAUACUGACAGAUUAUUUGUAUAUGUGCACAGAAAGUAGCUUAAAGCACUCAUUACACACAGAAAAUUUGAAAUAGUUCGAAUAGCAGUCUAAUGAAAAAUUAUUUUAUACUGACAGAUAAAUUAUUGAAAUGGCACUGAAAGUCAGUUUUUUUUUUUUUUUUUUUUUCGCCUUGUUCGGUUAAUUAUAUAUGUGCACAGAAAGUAGCUUAAAUCACACAUACACACACAGAACAUUUAAAACCGUUGAACAGCAGUCUAAUGAAAAAUCAAAACUUUGUAAGAGCCCUCAAACCUUGAAAUAUAUUUGCAUCUAGGGUUUUAAUUUGAUUUUAAGUCCCGUCCCUGAAUGCAUAAAUACAAAGAGAUAUACGUUGAAAAAGGUUGGCCACUGGAAAUGUGAUAGAGCUGUUAGAAAACUGAUUUAAAUAUUGCAAACAUUCUGACAGAUUAAUAAUCAUUAUUCAUGUAUGGCUAAAUGAUUAAGGUUAAAAGUAACAAUGUUUAAGGUCUGCUCUAAAACCUGAAGAAUUCUGAGAGAGUUUUAUAACAUAAUUAAUGAAGAACUUGAAUACAAAAACCUAUUUCUUAGUUACAAUAUUUUACAACAGCUAGGUUAAUAGUAUUGUUGGCAAACUGAAGUUUAAAUCUUCUAAUGUUAGAUAUUUCUGAUCAUGUGAAGUGUUUUUGAAAUGCUCCAAACAGAAAGCUAAAUGUCUGUUUUAUUUUUAUUUUUUCUAUUAGCUAAUAUUUUGAUGUCAAUCUGUUUAUGCUAAAAGCAAAUUUGUAGUCACAUAUUGCAUGAAAAUAGUAUAUCUGUCAUCUGUUUUUACCUUUCAUAAAUAUUCAUGUAACUUCCAAUUGUAAGGGAGUCUGAGCCAAAAGUUUGGCAAGCAAAAGAUAAAUAGUAACAGCUUAAUUUUAAGGGGAAAAAUAAAAUGUCCAACUACAAUUUGCUCUUCUUCCUGGUUUCCUCAUAUGACCGCCCUCCUUUUGCUAAGUAUGGUUUGUUAGCGUUUGUCUAUUAUUUGCUUUCAUUACCUACCUCAGAUUUCCCAUACUCCUCAGGCUUCUUAUAUAGAGUAACUGCCUUAGGUGGUUUUUGUUUAUUUUUUUAAAUCUAAAAAGAAAUAAAGUAUUGUAAUAUACUAGUCAUGUUAAGAAGGUUGAUAUUUUACUUUGAAUACAUUGAGGCCAGAUAAGAUAAUUUCUAGAUUCUAGUCCCUGUUUUCCACUAUUUAUCUCUUACAGUGAUUUGUUAAAAAAAAGGGGAAGGAAAGUUGGGAAUCGUUCGUGUUUAUACAAGGAAAAAAAUAAUGAAACUUUACCUGUCUGCACAUGUUUUAUGAAAGUUCUAAUGUGAAUUUUGGAACUAUUUUCUAUGGUCUAGGAAACUUUUCUGCAACAUUUAUCAAUGCACAAUGAAAAACAAAUGGCUAUUUAUAUUGUUUUCAGAGAAUUUAUAUGGAAUUGAGCAAACUUUUACUCAAUGACUUUAAAAUGUAAUUUUUUGGCUAUUCCAAGUUGAGAGGGACUGAACAUAGUUUAAAAACAGGGUACAAUGUAAAUGAUUUUAAUUAAUUGAAAUGAUUUAUAAAAAAUGUAAUAUGAAUUAGGCAUUGUCUGACAAUAUAUUUUUGGAUUUAUUAUGUUAUUGGGUUGCUGUCUCAUUGAUAUAUACCAGCAUCAUCAUUUAUUCACAUUCACAAUGCCUAGAAAUUCAGCUCAGUCCAAAAUGUAUGGAAUUAAUGCCAAAUUUAUUUUUUAUCUACCUACUCUUUUGAUCCUAAAAUUUCUUAAUAGAAAUUUAAAGGAUACAAAUAUCCAUUUAUCACCAUUUUUCGGAAUUUAUCACCAUUUUUUUGGUAUUUAUCACCAUUUUACUGAAUUUACACUCCAUUUUAAUUAAAUAUGAAAUUAUCAAAUAAAUGAUAGAUGAUAGUUCUCAAAAAUAGAGAACCUGAAUAUAAAAUGAGAGAAACUAAAUAUAUUGCUUCCACAAUAAUUUGUAAAUUUAAAAAGAAACCAAUAUAAUAUUGCUUGCUCAGCCUUUAUUUUAAGCAGAAAAAAUUAUUAUUUUAACAAUACACAUGCACCUUUUAUUGUAAUCAGAUGUGUUGAUCUAAAGGUUUUUGAUUAAGGAUGUUCGCUACUCUGUUUCAAAAUAACAAGCGGUCGUGUGCUUGUUUUCGAGAUAUAAGCCAUUGAAAAUUUGGCAGGAAAUGAUUCUCUCCAGAUUUUUCCUAAAUUUAACAUUGGCACCUUUUUUCUUUCAAAAACAAUGAAAAAAUAACAAGGAAUUUAUAAGAUUUUCUAAUGUGGCUUUUUAAACUAUAUGUAAUAAAAUUAUGAAAAGAAAAGUAGGGGUUAGCAGGCAAAAUUUUUAAUGGCACUACAUGGAUAAAACCAGAGGAUUCCGAAUAUCUGGCUAAAAAUAAAAAACAAGAGGAGUGAACAUCCUUAACAAAUUAAAUCACAACAUUUGUAUGUAUAAAUACUGAAAUUAUAUUAAUAAACAAAAUGCAAUUACCUCCUAUAUGAUAAAUGGGGUCUUAUUUGCAAUAAAUUGACUGUGUUAUCAAGAAUAAUGUAUAAAGAAAAUAAUAUGAUAUAUAAUGUCCAUAUAGUCUAUGCAUUAUACAGUAAUAUACAUUAUAAUAGUUAGAUAAUAAUUGCUUUAUAAUAACUAGUUAUAAUUAUAAGUUAACAAAUUGUUGAUUCGUGUAAAUACCAUUGGUAAUCACCUUAAUUGAUGCACGGCCUUGGGAUGAGGGUGAUGGAGUAAGAGUAUUGAUAGGUUUCGAUAUGACAUAAUUUGAGGUUUGAGUUAUUUCCCUUUGCUGCCAUUUUGGAGGAAUAAAUGGUUGAUUUUCCUAUCUGACUAACCCAUUUGAAACAUGUGAUACUACCAAGUCUGAUAAGAUAUCCUUACUGGAUCUUAGUGAUGAAUCAAGCAAGGCUAAAAGAAAUUAAAGUCUAGCGGUCUAGCAUACAACUUGAAUUAUCUGAAUUAUGAAGGAAUUUGUAUAGACCUCCAACAUAUCAACAAAAGGGAUAAACUAUUGCUCAAAUUGUGUCGAUCAAAACCAAUUGACAAAAGUCCAUGAUGUGUUUGUGACCAGGAUUGUUUUAUGAACUUGCUUUAUCUGUGAUUUAGAUUUGAUUAAUGUAUAUGUAAUUAUAUGUAAUAACAUAACAAUGCAAUGCUUUAUUUUUUUUCCAUACAUGUAUGUUAGAAUUUUAUUGCGUAUUUUUAUUAAUUCACAAGAUGCAAAAGGGUGAGAAUUAAAAUUAAUGUUUUACAUUUUAAAAUAUUGUUGGCUUAAUUCACAUUAUUUAAUUUUGCAACGAUCUAUGUUAAGGCCUUCCUAUCAAUGUUUAUCCAUUACACAGGCAAUUUUCACUCAUUAUUUUCGUGUUAAAUUGCAUUAGGAAAAAUUGUCUGUUUGUGAAAGAAAUUUGUCAUCAAAAAACAAUUUUAUGUUGUUUUUUUUUCUUGAAAGUUUAAAAUUGAUUUGAUAAAGCUAAAAAUAUAACAAUGUGUUCAUAAAAUUCUAGAGAUUGAUCCGUUAUAAUGUUUGAUAUAUAACCUAGUUUAGAUAUUCAGUGCCAUUAUUAUAAGCCAUAUUCAUAAGGUUGUUUUAUUUAGGUUAAAAUCUCUUUAAAUUUGUAUUUCAUACUCCUAAAGGGAUUACCAUAGUCCAACACCACUCUUAGUUUUUAUCUUCCAACCUUGUAACUAAUCACCAGUCAUCACCAUUCUUACUUCUUGACUCUUCUUUUAAAGCAAGAUGGACAAUUUUUUUAAGUCAAAAUAACAUUAGAGUACCUGUUAUAGACAUCAAACUUAAAAGUCUUGCUUUAAUUCUACACUUUAAAUUGAUAACCAGUAUUUUCAUUGGCCAAAUUAUAUCCAUUUAAACUGAUUAAAGUUUUCAUCCAACUUCAACUGCUUUUCAACAACCACAUUUGAAAUGUAUUCAGGUAGAGAUAUAUCCCAUGUUUUUUUUAUUACUUUAUGAUAAUUUUGUCUAUUAAUUUAAGAAAAUCUUAUAAUAUUUCAAAAUAUUAAUUAAUAAGUUUAGAGUAAUUUUUUGAUAUCAACAUUGAACAAUAACUAAGUUUUGUAAAAUUUAGAACUAUUAAGUCCAUGUAAAUUUGAAAUUUGAUCUGUACAUUUAUUAUUGUUAAUCUGCAGCAUAAUACCUGAUAAAUAAAUGCAAUUUUCAUACAUAAUUAAGAGAAUUAUUGCAAGUGAUAAAGUGUGAGUUUAUUUUUUGUGAUUUUUGUCUUGUGUGUAUUUAACUUCUAACUUAAAAGUAGAGAAAAAUGUUGGAUUCUCUAUACCAGGCACAGGUAUUAGUGGUCUUUUCUGUGGUGAUCCCAGAUCUCACUAGUCUUAUUACAAAACUAAAUUGUUAUUGAAAAGUUUCAAUAUUAAUGAAACUCAUAUGUAAAAAUAUUUUUUGUCUACAUUUUCUGUAGUAAAAUAUAGUUAUAUACUGUAAAUUUAUAAAUUAAUGCAUGCAUUUAUUAUUGUGAAUCCUUGGCAGUUGCCAAAAAUGUCAAAAAUAUAUUAAUUAUGAUAGCAAAAAUUUUAUCAAGGAAAAUCAGUACUGAAAUUAUUAUUGCGAACCUAAGACUGUCACAUUUUUCGCAUUAAUAUAAACAUCUCAGUAAUCAAUGAAUGGCUGGAUCCGCCCCCUGUACUUGCACUAUGCCACCAAACCAUUUUCGCCAGUGUUCUCCCCAGGUCCUUUUAGCAUCAUGGUAAUGUGAUAUUAUAUUUCUUCAAUGUGAUGCUAUCUGAAUUGGUUUUCUUACAAAUUAUGUUAUGGAUGGGAUGCUAUACUUUUUAGAAACAAGAUGGUAUUUCAAAUUUCCCUGUUAACCAGGAUGCUAAAUGAAAUACCUGGGGAGCUCACCUUUUUCAAUGUUGUUACUUUACAGUUUAAUCGCAUAAGCUGAUAUUGAUUCAUGCAUGAAGUGAGACAUUUACAUUGUAAAUAUUGUUGAUCAACAGAAUCAAUUAGUAAGCAACAUAAAGUUAAAACAUGUAUUGAUAAUAAUUAAUAUUUACAUGUAUAUAUUUAGUUAUAUAUUUCCCCUUUCCAGUUUGUACAAGUCUAAAUAUAUUAUAUUAAGCAUGAAAUGGAUUGUAAGUAUAAAAUUGUAUAUUGAAUUUAUUUGCAUGUAGCCGGUAUUUUUCAUUAUCUGGUUGUCAUCUAAAAUUUAUAACCAUGGUAACAGCUUUUUGUUUAUUUGUUGGCAUUUUUUUUACUAAUCAUUAUGCAAUGCAAGUUCUCAGGCUUUAGUUUUGUUUUAAAUGUCUAGUUUGUUACUUAGAUAUCUGAAUUUGUAGAUCUAAAUUGUGUAUUUUUGUUGAAAACUUAAUAAAUUUUUUACCAAUUA